Molecule: messenger RNA, 645 nt
Organism: Marasmius oreades (fairy-ring Marasmius)
Lineage: Eukaryota; Fungi; Basidiomycota; Agaricomycetes; Agaricales; Marasmiaceae
Exons: 4
Coding region: 1-645 (214 amino acids)
Biological process (GO): endoplasmic reticulum to Golgi vesicle-mediated transport; Golgi organization; intracellular protein transport
Cellular component (GO): Golgi apparatus; endoplasmic reticulum; endoplasmic reticulum-Golgi intermediate compartment
Source: RefSeq, a predicted model, not a curated record
AUGCGCCGUUUUCUUCUUUCUUUCUCCUCUUUGUUAUACCUUGUUCUAGCCUCUCAUGCCCUUCACUUCUAUCUCGACGCGAACGAAAAGAGAUGCUUCGUUGAAGAACUACCCACAAAUACUGUUGUAGAAGGACACUACAGAGCUCUCGAGUGGUCAGAGGCUGAGCAAAGAUACUAUGAUAACCAAGAACUGGGAAUUCACGUUGAAGUGGAGGAGGUUGAAACGGCCCUCACAGUCGUCAAAACUAAGGGUCCCUCUGACGGACGGUUCACAUUUACCUCUCACGAAGCAGGAGAUCAUUCUAUUUGCCUCUCGACUAAUUACACGUCAUGGUUCUCUUCUACGCAUAUACGGAUGUACAUCGACAUCGUGGUGGGCACGACCAAAGCCGAUGUGGAACAUGACCGGUCGCAUGUCUCGGAAAUGGCUGCAAAGGUCAGGGAGUUGAACCAGAAAUUGGAAGAUAUCAGGAGAGAGCAGCAAUAUCAGCGAGAGCGUGAAACUGACUACAGGGAUCUUAGUGAAGCGACGAAUACACGAGCUGUUUGGUAUAGCGUCGGUCAGAUCGUGGUCCUUGUUUUGACUUGCGUGUGGCAGCUGCGGCAUUUGAAGAAUUUCUUUGAGGACAGGAAGGGACGGUAG